Messenger RNA from Nymphalis io (European peacock), 5510 nucleotides. It is a transcript of the gene Fancm, whose product is annotated as Fanconi anemia group M protein. Bases 171 to 5168 code for a protein of 1665 amino acids. Lineage: Eukaryota; Metazoa; Arthropoda; Insecta; Lepidoptera; Nymphalidae. Gene Ontology annotation, biological process: interstrand cross-link repair; replication fork reversal; double-strand break repair via synthesis-dependent strand annealing. Gene Ontology annotation, molecular function: four-way junction helicase activity; four-way junction DNA binding; ATP binding. The transcript has 18 exons. The record is from RefSeq and is a predicted model, not a curated record.
AGACAGAAAAUUUUGAAGUGUACUAAUAAAAAGUGUAUUUAUUAUUAAAUAAAAAUAUGACGCACGAUUUAUAGUUAUAUUUUAAUACAAUGUCACGGAAAAUGUUAAAGUUUUUAGAUAUUUUUAAUACACAUUAAUUUGCCGAAAAAAAAACAAAUCAGUUAAUAAAAAUGGAAAUAAACAGUGAUGACUUAGACGACGAUGAAGUUUUUGACGAAUCAUCAGUGUUCGCACAUUUUGAAAACUUUUCGUUCAGAGACACCAAUGGAAACAAAAGUAACACUGAAGAUGCCCUAAACGUGAGUGCUCUUUGUUGUGAUGAAGAAAUCAAAGGGUUUGAUAAGCUAACAGGCAAAACAUGGAUCUAUCCUACAAACUACCCAAUAAGAGAUUACCAGUACAACAUUGUCAGAGCUGCUCUUUCAAAAAAUACUCUAGUAAGUCUUCCAACUGGAUUGGGUAAGACAUUCAUUGCAGCUGUAGUGAUGUUCAACUUCUAUCGUUGGUAUCCAACGGGAAAAAUUAUAUUUAUGGCUCCAACACGUCCGCUUGUGGCUCAACAAAUUGAAGCUUGUUACAAUAUAAUAGCAAUGCCACGUAACGACACAGUAGAAAUGACAGGACACAUGCAUUUUAACAAGAGAAAAACACAAUGGAUAUCAAAACGAGUAUUCUUUGCGACACCACAAGUUAUAUAUAAUGAUAUAAAAUCUGGUAUAUGUCAGGGAGACAAAAUAAGGUGUCUCGUUGUAGAUGAAGCACAUCGGGCGAGAGGGAACUAUGCAUAUUGUCAGAUCGUUUCCACUCUUACCGAAAUGGGUCACAGAAUAUAUAGAGUACUUGCAUUGUCUGCGACACCCGGCAGCAAAGUUGAAGAUGUCGUUAAUGUUGUAAAAAAUUUACAUAUAGCUCAUUUAGAGUUGAGAAAUGAAAAUAGCAUUGAUGUUGUGUCGUACAGUCAUUCUCGUAAAAUCAAUACGGUGGUGAUUCCGCUGGGCUCCGAGUUGACGCAGUUGAAAAACCAAUAUGUCGAGAUACUGGAUAAAUAUGCGAGAAGAUUAAAACAAUUAAAUAUUCUUUCUCAAGAUGUAGGUAAUCUAACCAAGGGAAGGAUUGUAAUGCUCUACAAAGAGUUUCAAACAAAAGAACGUGGUGCCAGACAUCCACAACAUAACUAUAUUAUGAAAGAUUUCACGCUAUUGAUAGCAUUGUUUCAUGGUUUUGAAUUGCUAGUGAAGCAUGGCUCCAGGGUAUUUUUGAAUUAUUUCGACGAACACCCUGAGAAGUCAUGGAUACAGGCUGACGAUAACCUGACUGCUUUACUAGAGAGAUUGAGGGAUGAUCUCGGGGCUGAUCCCCUCCUGUUAGACAGAAGUAUAUUACCCGAUGGAACGAUACCAGAAAUGCCGCAGAAUUUAACUUUCGGUCAUCCUAAAUUUUAUAAAUUGAAGGAAAUUAUGCUCGAACAUUUUAAUAAUGCAAAACAAAAGGGUGAGGAAACUAAAGCUAUAGUAUUUUGUGAGUACAGGGAAAGCGUUCAUCUCGUGCACUGUUUACUUCUGCAGUGCCGACCUCUGAUAGUUCCACAGAUGUUUGUGGGACAAGGUGCUUCCGGCAAGGACAAGUGUGCGGUGUCGCAGAAGCAGCAGCUGCGCGCGAUGCGCGCGUUCCGCUCGGGCGCCAGCAACGCGCUCGUGUGCACGUGCGUGGGCGAGGAGGGGCUGGACGUGGGCGCCGUCGACCUCAUCGCGUGCUUCGACGUGGCCACGCGCUCGCCCGCCCGCCUCGUGCAGAGGUGUGGUCGCACGGGCCGAGAGCGCGGCGGGCAAGUGUUCAUCCUCGUCACCGAGGGCAAGGAACACCAGACUCUGAAAGAAAGCAUGCGCCAAAGAGACGGACUAAACCAAAAAAUAUUAGCAUCUAAAGAAGUUGAAAAUAGCUUAUACCAAAUGAACCCUCGGAUGCUGCCUCGAGACAUGACGCCGGAGUGUCAGAAAAUGUAUAUAACGGUUGAGAAAUCGAAAAAUAAAGAAGAUUCGGAUCAACCGAAAAAAGGUCAAACAAAUUUAAGAAGUAUGUUAUCUCGAAAGGAUUCUAAGAGUACAACUAAUCAAAAUGAAUGGAUAACGAAAAAUGAAUUUGAUAAAUUAUAUCCAAAAGGCUAUCGGGAAUGCAAUUUUUUUGUUCAGCCGGCGGCUUAUUUUUCAAUGAGCAAAGAAUCAAUUCAAGAAACCAAAGAAGUGGAAGGCGGUUCUCUUCUAAAAUUAUCAACAUGGAUACAUUCGCAAAGAAAUUUGCAAAACACCAUUAAUAUUGGACAUUCUGAAGAUACUGAAAUAUUGACGGCUGUUAUGAAAAUAAGCGAAGGAAAAAGUUCGGAUAUACUUGCUACUCAAAUCCCAAAUUUUGCCAGUCAAGAUUUACAAUCACAGAAUGUGUUCUUAUCGCCGGUGAAAGCUAAACCUAAACAAACGAAGAAAAAACAAAAGCUACCAUUGGUAAAAUCUCCGUUUAAGAAAGAUGGUGAUAUUCGAACACUUUUUAGUACCGCCACGAAAUCUACAAAAAAUUAUACAAAACUUAUUAACGAUUUAGGUAUAAACAAUGACGGUAAUAUACCAACACGUGUUAUUAAUCUAUUGGUGGAUCUUUGUAUAGAUAACACAAAUGUAAAAAAAACUUGUUAUAUUUGUCUUCAUGUGUGCAAUUGUAAAAUUAUGCAAAGUAUGAGAGAGAAAGAAAAUAUAUCUUUAUUAAUGCCUAUAAAUACAGAACCUAAUUUACCUUGUAUCGAUUUGAUAGACGAUUUAAAUGAAGACUCUUUUCUAUAUUACGGUACUCAAAUUAACAAUAAUGACGUCAGAAAAGAUCUUAAUACAGACUCAGAUGUCAGAGAAAUAGAUAUUGAAAACAACGUUGUUCGCGACUCUAGUCACAAUUUUGAUAUAGAAAUCGAUUUCGAUUCACUGUGUGAACACGAUUCACCAGUUUUUGAUAAAGUCGAUAAAGAUAUAAAACUAAACAAUGAGAACAAAAAUUUCGAUAUUGGAGACAUAGACGACAUAUUCGCUGAUAGUAGUCCUGAAAUGGUUGUAAAAAUUGACCAAGAUCAAAAUAAUACUAAGCCAAAAGAAACUUUAAACUAUUUUCAACUGGACAGUAUCGAAGACAUAUUUGCAGAUUCAGAUGACGAAGUUCCAAAGUCUGGCACGGAAAAUAAAUUGCAUGAGUUAAAUAAUGAAAGAUUGUUAAAAACAAAGAUCAUAGUGCCACCUGACGUUGACUCUCAAGAGAUAACAAAAAACACAAUUGCUAUGCGUCCACCGAGUCCGUCUAUCUUAUCCGGCGGCUUCACUAGAAAUAAUGGCCAAUCAACGUCUCCCAUUCUUUGCAGUCAAAUGCGUAAGCCAAAUACGACGAGGGCUACAUUCAAUCAAUUUCAAAGUUCUACACCUUUAAAUAAUGCUAAAGUUUCAGAAAAUAAAAAAGGGUCAAUGUACAACGAAAGUACAAAAAGUACGAGUGAUAACAGUCUGUUAACAAUUACUGAACUCGUAGAUAUUAUUAAUAAAACCGAAAACGAAAAUCUGUCCGGAUUAAUUACAUCGAAUAUUAAUGAUUAUCGAAAUGAAAACGUACAAUACAGAAGUACUUCACCGAUAAUUUGUACUCAACGAGAUAAAACAAUAAGAAUGGAUACAACAGAAUCAGAUAAGCAAAAAGUAAUUACUACUCAAUUACCACUAGCUGCAAGUAUUGUUAUUUCUGAUAGCGACGACGAGGACAGCAUGCAAAGGCACGGUAUCGACACAGAGAUAAAUAAAACCGGAAAUAAACCGUUAAAGCGGAAAUUUGAAGACAAUAUCUUUUCUUCACCAUACUUUAAUAAAAAGCAAAAUACUGAAAACAAAAAUCUGACUGGUAUAACAAAAUCGAAUGAUGAUAAUGAAGGUCGAAAUGAAAAUGUACAAAAUAGAACUACUUCACCGAUAAUUUGUACUCAGCGAGAUAAAACGAUUAGAGUGGACACAACAGAAUGUGAUAAUGUGAUGACUAAUCAAUUACCACAACAUGAAAGUGUUGUUAUUUCUGACAGCGACGGUGAAGAUAGCACUCCGGAUCGCUGUGUCGACACAGAUAUAAAUAAAAUCGGAAAUAAGCCAUUUAAAAGAAAAUUAGAAGACGAUAACUUAGCUUCAAUAUAUUUCAAUAAAAAACCAAAAUUAAAUGAAAAUCACGGUCAAAAGUUGACUUUGCAAAAAAAAGUUCUCGCAGCACUAACGUCUAAUAAAUUUAAUAAUGAUUCGUUUGGUAAUAGCAAUACGCAUGUUAAUUUCAUGCUUCUAUCACCCGACACAUCACCAAGAUUUAACUUGCACAAAGAGAACAAAGAUCCGCUAUUUGUUAAAAGCCAAAAAUGUAACAACGAUACCGAAAAACUACAAUAUAAGCUUGAUAAGCUUCAAAAGUAUCGACGUGAUGCUAAAAGCAGCCCUACAAAUGAUGUUUUACAAGAUUCUACCAAUACUACAUCAGAUAUAUUACACAGAAGAAAAAUAACUUUUAGUGACAGCGAUGAUGAUUUCGUUAGCAAUGAAAAACCUCGAAGAAAAUUGAAACCUAGCGGUGCCCAUGAUAAUGGCUUCACUAUUAAUAAAAAAAGAACAAAGAAGAAAGCAAGCGAAUUUCUUGAUUUGGAAGCUGAAUUAUCAGAAGACGAUAAAUAUGGAAGUGCUGAUGAACUUACAGAUGAAAGCGUCGGUAGCAUCAUAGAUUUUAUAUGUGACGAAAAUAUCACUCAUGAUGAAGAGGAUAUACAGGCUAUAUAUUUAAAAUCUGUCAAAAGCCCAAUAAAAGGAGUAUUCAAAAUACCACAACUAACGAACAAGUACAAAAAAGCAGAUGUAUUAUCACAAUAUAUAGAGGAAAAUGACACUUAUGAGAUGGAUAGUUUUUGCGUGGAUUCCCAUGUUGGACUAACUCAAAUUAAUGAAGUGUCAGAGCUAGAGCUAGCUGAAAUGUUGCUAGAAGAAAAAAAAAGAAAUAAAAAGUCUUCUAAAAAUUUACGAAAGUUGAGUGAUAUAAAUGAUGAAAGUCCAGUUAUUAAGAGAAAAUUUAAAAACGUGAAAAGGCAAAUAAGCAGUGAUUCUGAAGAUAAUAGUAGUUGAUAAUAAGUUCGUUGUCCGAUCAUUUAUUGGUCACUUCUAUCUGUGAUAUUUGUCAUGUUAAUUAGGUGUACAAUUUUAUUCAAAUAAUAAUUUUAUUAUUGUAAGGAUGUAAAAAAUAUGUUAUUACUACCUUCUUAAUGACUGAUGUAUACACACGUGGAUACAUUUAGUAGCUUCUUAAUCAUGCGAGUAUGUGGAUAAUCAUUUGAUUAUAAUUUUCAUAAGCUUUUUGUUGACAUUCAAAUUACUGUCGAUAUAAUAAUGUACUCACUUCGCCCACCUAUCAAUCAUGAGCCAAUGUGAACAAUAAAUUAUUCUUAUUAAAUAAAAGUAUUUUUAACA